Mugil cephalus (flathead mullet) is the source of this 1731-nucleotide messenger RNA. RefSeq names its product tripartite motif containing 35-13 (gene trim35-13). Lineage: Eukaryota; Metazoa; Chordata; Actinopteri; Mugiliformes; Mugilidae. The coding region runs from base 261 to 1670 and encodes 469 amino acids. Gene Ontology annotation, molecular function: zinc ion binding; protein binding. The record is from RefSeq and is a predicted model, not a curated record. The transcript has 6 exons.
UCUUGUGCCAUCCUUGGGUUUAUUAUUUACAUUGAUCUGCAUCAUCUCUUGAAUGUUAAGUGGCAUAGGUUUUAUUCUGAGGGGUGGUGUUUAUGUGAGAAUUUGCAAUGUGCAUGCUCAACACCACACAAGAUAUCAUGGGAUAUGCCUCUGGGAGAUGAGGCCUUAACACUUAUUCCGAGGGUUAAGAUGAGUUAGCCUUCCAGAGCCGUGGGCGGAGCAUCGGGUUCUGCCAUAUCAUCAAAGCACUGUGAGGAAGAAUGGCCACUAGACGUGCUCAUAUCGAGGAUGACCUCUCCUGUCCAAUUUGUGGACAUAUUCUCAGCCAGCCAGUUGUUCUGACUUGCAAACACAGAUUCUGUAAACCCUGUCUAAGAGACAACUGGGACACACAAGGAGGUAGGGAUUCACACUACUGUCCUCUGUGCUGGCGCCGCUCCUCCAUGGAUCAAAUAGUGGUGAGCAAUGUUCUCGAGAAGGCCUGUGAAUCGCUCAGGGAAGACAGGAGCAAGAAUGACCCGGAAGCUUGUAAAGAGCAUGGAGAAAAGCUCACUCUUUUCUGCGUGGAGGACUUGGAGCCAAUUUGCGGUGUGUGUGGAAAAGCAGCUGCACACACUGGGCACAGGCUCUAUCCCAUUGGGGAAGGCGCUCAUGACUGUAAGGAGGAACUGAAGAGUGCACUCUUGCCUUUGAAAGAGAAGUUGCAGCUGUACAAGAAAGCAAAAAUGGCCUGUGAGGAAAUGGCAGAACACGUGAAGAACCAAGCUGAACACACUGAAGCACAGAUCAAACAGGAUUUUGAAGCCCUUUACCAUUUUCUGAGAGAGCAGGAGGAUUCGAGACUGUCUGCUUUAAAGGCUGAGCAGGAACAGAAGAACCUGAUGAUUAGAGAGAAAAUUGAGGAGAUGGACAAUGAAAUGACAUCUCUUUCCAACACCAUCAGACUAGUGGAACAGGACAUGGAAGUUGAAAAUGUCAAAUUUCUUAAGAAUUACAAAGAGACAAUAAGGAGGACCUGGCGAACUUCUCUUGAUCCAAAAAUGAUUCCUGGUGCUCUCAUUGAUGUGGCCAAGCACUUGGGCUCUCUGAAAUAUAAAGUGUGGGAGAAGAUGAAGAGCAUAGUAAAAUAUAAUCCUGUGAUUCUGGAUCCCAACACAGCAGCUAGCUGCUUCAUCAUCUCUGAGGACCUAACAGUUGUGCACAACUCCACCCAGAUUUUCAAGGUACCAGACAACCCCGAGCGCUUCGACAUCAGCGCAGAGAUGCUGGGUGCUGAGGGCUUCUCCUCUGGACGCCAUAGCUGGGAUGUGGAGGUGAAUGACAACACCUAUUGGGUGGUGGGAGUAGCCAGCGAGUCCAUUAGCAGGAAGGGUAAACAUGUGCUCACGCCAGCAGAGGGAUUCUGGACUAUAAGGUUUCGCAAUGGAGAGCACAAAGCCUGCACAGCGCCAUGGGAGCCACUCAACAUGACCAAGAAGCCAGACGUGAUAAGAGUGCUUUUAGACAUGGACCGAGGCAAGGUGGCCUUUUACAGCCCUGGAGAGAGAACACCUCUCUACACUUUCACAAAUAUCGUCACACCCAGAGCCUUUCCCUACUUUUGCACAGCUUGCAAAGAGCAUCCACUGAAAAUCCUCCCUACACGUAUAUGUCUUUCAGUGGACCGCUAAUUCACCUCCAUGAUACACUCCACAAAUUGUUGUAUAAAAAUCCAAUGAAAAAGAAAUUUAA